Molecule: messenger RNA, 1500 nt
Organism: Oldenlandia corymbosa var. corymbosa
Lineage: Eukaryota; Viridiplantae; Streptophyta; Magnoliopsida; Gentianales; Rubiaceae
Source: the annotation of a GenBank genome assembly
AUGAAGUUCUUGCCACAACUGAUGCUAUAUGCAGCCAGCAGUGCUCUGAGUAGCUUGGUUAUGUUUAUAGGGUUACGGAUGCUUCACCCGAAUCAUGACGCAUCCGAGAAAGUAAUGGAAGAAAAGAAGAAAAUCGUUAAAGGGCUGGAUCAUCAUCCCAAGGUUCAGACGAAUCCUUACCAGCAUUUACAUGAAGAUCGGAUUAGUGAACUUCCGGAUGAAAUCCUUAUCUGUAUCUUGUCACUUGUAACGCUUAAAGAAGCUGGCAGAACAAGCAUUUUGUCAAAGAGAUGGAAGCAUGUUUGGACUUAUGUUCCUGAUCUUGAUUUCAACGAACAUAGUAAUGUAUCAUGGGAGAAGGUAAGUUUGGAGAAUUACGUGCGUCACGCAAUAAGGGAAAGGCCCAAGUUUGUUAACUGGGUAAAGAAGGUGUUGCAGUCCCAUCAAACCUUGGUUUUGAAUAAAUUCAGAAUUUAUUGUUAUUUCAGUGGUUCCUUUCGAGAAGAAUUAGAUGAGUGGCUUCAGUUUGCCUUUGACAGGAGAGUUCAAAGGCUGGAAGUGAACCUUUCACACCAUUGCAUAGGUGAGUUCGGUGGUGAGGAUUAUGUUUUGCCUUGUGCAUAUUUUGAGCAGAGAAGUUGGAAUUCUCUCAAAGAGUUGAUUUUUACACGGGUAUAUAUCUCCGGGGGCGAACUUGAACUCCUCUUGAUGAAUUGCAAAAAUCUUGAAAGUUUGGGUGUUCAUUACGCAACAGAGUUAACAACUUUGGAAAUUAGUGGUCCAUUUCUUGCAUUACAACACUUGGAAAUUUCCUAUUGUCCCUUGGAAACCCUCACCAUAAGCAAUGUUAAUCUUAUUUCCCUUAAGAUUUGUCGGCCAGAAGCACUAGUGCUUAAGAAUGUUUCCCAGAUCGCUCAUUUUGGGAUCUCCUCUACUUGUUACGUUAUUGAGGAUGUUGUUCGCCGACUUUCAUGCUGCUUUUCAAAGCUUGAGGUUCUUUCUUUAGUAAUGGGUCCUUCGGUGGUUAGAGAGUAUGAUUGGAAAAAACUACCUCAGCUAUCUGCACUGAAGCAGCUAUCUCUAAUGCUUGUAUUAACUUCUAAAGAGAGCAUGUUUGGAUGUACUUCGUUCUUUAGGGCAUCACCAAACCUGGAGAAGUUUGUAAUACAGCUAGGUUACCCAUUGCAAAUAAGGGCCAGCAGAGAGUCGGAGAAUGUUGUAAAUUACCCUGUUCGACAUCUUAGGGUGGUUGAGAUAUCUCAAUUUCGAGGCCAUUCAAUCGAACUCGAACUAAUCAAGUACUUCCUUGAAAAUGCAAGUUCCCUCCGGAAAAUAACUGUUGAUCCACAUUACAAGCUGUUUGGAUCUUUGGAAUAUAUGGAUCUAUUCUCCAGCCCUCAGUUACGCAGUCGGGCAGCUGAGGUAACAAAUGAGGCCAGAAGGUGUGCUGAGCAGCUCUUAGGAGGGAUGCCUUCACAUGUAACAUUAGAAAUACUGUAG